ACUUGAUAUCUAUAUAAAAGAUUCUAACACCGGCUGCAGAUUAUAACUAAUCUACAAUGGCUCUCCUUAAGAUACUACUCAUUCUGUCUAUGACAGGAGCAUUAAUUGCUACAACUUUUGCUGAUACCCAAAAAGAGAUGGAUAGUAUUAGCCUGGGCAGCUCAGGAGGUCGUUCUGCUUCUGGUAGCAAUAUAAAUAGCAAAUCUUCUAAUAAACAAAUAGACUCAGAUGGCUCUAGCUUCAGUGAAGGAAGAUCUACUGGUCAAAUCGGAUUUGGUGGUCAAGGUCGUUAUAGUAGCAGUUCUAGCCUCGGAAACAGUAACGGUAAGGGUGGUCAAAGUGGGUACAGUGGCAGUUCUAACUCUAGAGACAAUAACGGUCAGCGUGGUCAAAGUGGUUACAGUGGCAGUUCUAACUCUAGAGACAAUAACGGUCAGCGUGGUCAAAGUGGACAAGGAUCUGGAACACAAGUUGAAUCUGAAGAAAAUCGUGGUCAAAUUAGCCGUGGAGGACUAAGCGCGCCUAGUAGUAUUGGUGGUUAUCAUGACCAAAGCAGCUCUGGACAGCAAAAUGGUGGCAGUUUGGGUCAACGUGGUAGUAGUCAGACUGGCGUAUCAGCAUUAGGAAGUCAAGAAUCCGGUAGUAGAAAUCAGGGCACUAGGAGUCAAGGAGGAUAUGGUAGUGGUUCGGAUAAACAGAUUAAUGAACAAAGUAAAAUUAAUAGUCAAGGUUCAUCGAGCAGUGGAAGUGGUAACUUUGCUGGACAAGAGAGAGGUCAGGGGCGCUCUGGAGGUGGUUAUGGUAGUUACGGUGCAAGUAGGCGUUAAUCCUAUAAAAAACAUCUAAGAACGUUUUAUUAUUUAAUGGUACAUUAUCUUCAAAAACACGAUGCGUCACCAUAUCGAACUAUCAAAGACAACGAGUCUCUACCACGCACAAUAUUGAAUAGCUAACGACCAUAUAUGAUAUUGGUGUUACUCCGCUUAAUUCAAGAUACAUCAUUUUAGUCGUUGUCGUUUGAUAGUAAAAAAAAAACACUGCGUAAAAGUAUUACGAUGAUUAUUUUGUUUAUAUUUUUAUUUUUCGUGUCGAUAGUUUUUAAUAUACUGUACAUGAAAAACGUUCUUAUUGACACCUGGCACAUUGACAUUACAAAUUAAAAUUAUUAUUUAUAUUCUGUGUAUCUAUUUAUUAUUCGACAUCACGAAUUAAAUACAUUACUAAGUUAUAGACACAAAGGUAUAAUAAUUUUUGUAUGGAAGAGUUCUUAUAACAUUAAAUAUACAUAUUGCAUAUACAUAA
Messenger RNA from Melitaea cinxia (Glanville fritillary), 1302 nucleotides. RefSeq names its product hornerin-like. NCBI's taxonomy places the organism in Eukaryota, Metazoa, Arthropoda, Insecta, Lepidoptera, Nymphalidae. Bases 57 to 827 code for a protein of 256 amino acids. The record is from RefSeq and is a predicted model, not a curated record. The transcript is spliced from 2 exons.